This is a messenger RNA of Theobroma umbraticum, 790 nucleotides long. RefSeq lists its product as uncharacterized. NCBI's taxonomy places the organism in Eukaryota, Viridiplantae, Streptophyta, Magnoliopsida, Malvales, Malvaceae. The record is from RefSeq and is a predicted model, not a curated record.
GUUCCAAGUGUAAUAUGCCCCUUCGCUCUCCCUUAACAAGGUUUCGACACUGAAAAGGCACUGUCUUUUAUCGCUCUCUUUGAGCCAUACCGAGCCAAUCAACAAACAGAAGCCAGCCAAAGCAUGGCCUCGCCAACGGAUUCCCCGCACCAGCAACACCACAGCAACCUCACCAACUUCCUCCAGACCACCACCACGUCUAUCUUCUCUCUCCUCUCCUCUCCCAAAACGACGCCGCACCUUCCCCCUUCCAAAAUCUCCACUCCUUUCCUAUUCGCCGACGCUCCCCUCCACCUGUCUCCCUCGCCCUUCGAGUCAACUCAGCCCGACUCCGUCUCUUCUAAAUCCGCAAUCAAGGGCGUCUCUUCAGCCGAGUCAAGCUCCGGCUUCCCCUCAACGGUCAGGAUUGCGGGACUCACUUCCAGUGGCAAGGCUGGUGGCCCCGCGUUCGUGGGCCAAGUCUUUAGCAUGUGCGAUCUUUCAGGGACCGGUCUUAUGGCGGUUUCAACUCACUUCGAUAUUCCCUUCAUUUCCAAGAGAACACCGGAGUGGCUUAAGAAGAUAUUUGCAAACAUUACUAAGAGCGAAAGGAAUGGCCCUGUUUUCCGUUUUUUCAUGGAUUUAGGUGAUGCAGUUACGUAUGUCAAACACCUCAAUAUUCCCAGCGGCGUCGUGGGCGCUUGUCGUCUUGAUUUGGCAUAUGAGCAUUUCAAGGUAAUGCUAAAUUGAUUCAACUGGAGCCCCUUCAUGUAUAUUGGAUGUGAAUUGUUGCUGGAUUCAGGGGCGGAGC